This is a messenger RNA of Aspergillus campestris IBT 28561, 996 nucleotides long. RefSeq names its product ketopantoate reductase family protein. Gene Ontology annotation, biological process: pantothenate biosynthetic process. NCBI's taxonomy places the organism in Eukaryota, Fungi, Ascomycota, Eurotiomycetes, Eurotiales, Aspergillaceae. Bases 1 to 996 code for a protein of 331 amino acids. The transcript has a single exon. The record is from RefSeq and is a predicted model, not a curated record. Gene Ontology annotation, cellular component: cytoplasm. Gene Ontology annotation, molecular function: 2-dehydropantoate 2-reductase activity.
AUGGUCAGCAUCCUCCUCUACGGCACCGGCUCCGUCGGCAGCAUCUACCUGCACCAACUCCAACGCGCCAAUUGCAAAGUAACAGCAGUCUGCCGCUCCAACUACACCGCAGUCCAGCAAUCCGGCCUCACGCUCCACAGCCCACUCUUCGGCACCGUCACCUACCGCCCCGACCACCUCAUCCGCAGCCUUACCGACUGUCCGCAGGGCGUCGUCUACGACUACAUCCUAAUCACCACGAAAGCGCUCAGCCCGGAGACACGGCCCACCCUCGCAGACCAACUCCGGCCCCUCCUCACCUCCCCGCACACAACGCCCGAAACAGCAAUCGUCCUCGCCCAGAACGGCAUUGAUAUCGAACAGGCCCUCGCAGACGCAUACCCGACUCAUCCCAUCCUCUCCGCAGUCAUCUACCUCCCCGCAACGCAGUCCACCCCAGGAGUAAUCCACCACGCCGAACCCCUCAACCGCAUCGAAGUAGGCACAUACCCCGCCUCCGCGCCUGCGCACCACAAGGCCGCCGCAUCGCACUUCCGCGACCUAAUGGCGGCCGGAGGAGGCGACGCCAUCUUAAAAGAAGACAUCCAAACAGCACGGUGGUCAAAGCUGCUCCUCAACGCAUCCUGGAACCCCAUCUGCGCGCUAUCCCUCUGCACAGACGGCGGGUUCCUGCUGACGUCUACGCCCUUCGCGCGCGAUCUUGUCUGGGGCAUCAUGAUGGAGAUAGUGGCGCUGGCUGCGAAGGUGGGUGUCCAUGGGGUGGAUGAGGAUGCUGCGCGCGAGAAGUUGGCUAUUGCGGAGAGGAGGGCGGAGACGGGGACUGGGAGGGAGAUGAGUAUGUUGCAGGAUGUGAGGGCUGGGAGGCCGUUUGAGGUGGAGGUUAUUCUGGGGAAUACGGUGCGGUUGGGGAGGAGGUGGGGGGUGGCGAUGCCGCGGUUGGAGACGGUUUAUGCGUUGGCGAAGGGACGGUAUGAUGUUUUGGUGGGGGAUACUUAG